Molecule: messenger RNA, 2613 nt
Organism: Dovyalis caffra
Lineage: Eukaryota; Viridiplantae; Streptophyta; Magnoliopsida; Malpighiales; Salicaceae
Source: the annotation of a GenBank genome assembly
AUGACUUCCUUACCUUUCUCUUCUUCAUCUGUACUACUGGGUGUGAAAAUCCAGCAUAAUAAAGCAAACUCUACAACAAUGGCUUCCUUUGUCUCAUCCAUCAAUUCCUCACUUGGGUCCUCUAAAUCUGCUUUUUUGCAACAUGGGUUUUCUUUACAAUCUCCAAAUCUUCCUCGGUUUGCCUCUAAAGCUCGUUCCUUUGGUGUUUUUGCUAGAGCUGCUACAGAGAAAUCUCUUUAUGACUUCACUGUGAAGGAUAUUGUUGGGAAGGAUGUUCCUCUUAGUAAAUUUAAGGGGAAAGUUCUCUUGAUUGUUAAUGUUGCUUCGAAAUGUGGUUUGACACCAUCAAAUUAUUCAGAACUUACACAUCUAUAUGAGAAGUACAAGAAUCAAGGAUUUGAAAUUCUGGCUUUUCCUUGCAAUCAGUUUGGCGGGCAAGAACCUGGAUCAAACCCUGAGAUUAAACAAUUUGCUUGUACCAGGUACAAAGCAGAAUUUCCAAUAUUCGAUAAGGUUGAUGUGAAUGGACCAACUACAGCUCCGGUCUAUCAGUUUCUGAAAUCAAGUGCUGGAGGAUUUUUAGGUGAUUUGAUCAAGUGGAACUUUGAGAAGUUCUUGGUGGACAAGAAUGGCAAGGUUGUGGAGAGAUAUCCACCAACAACAUCGCCUUUCCAAAUCGAGUACUUUCAGAUAUACAGAUUCUCCCAAGCCCUCAACAUGGAUCCUCUUGAAACCCAAGAGCUAGUGGAGAAAUCUCUAGCAGAUUCCUUGAAAAAAGAUCAUGAUUGUCAGUCAUCACAAGCAUGUUCAAGAACAAGUCUUCUCUCCAUCUUCAUGGAGCCAUUUCAAUGGCUACAGAUGCUUUCUUCCCAGCUAAACCCAACAUUCAUUUUUGGUGUAGUUCUGGUGUAUGGUCUUAGCCAGGGCUUCUCUGGAUCUUUCUUCAAGGUUGUCACAGACUACUACUGGAAAGAUGUUCAAAAAGUUCAACCAUCAGAAGUGCAGUUGUACAUGGGCCUAUAUUACAUCCCGUGGGUCAUGAAACCAAUCUGGGGUCUCUUUACUGAUGUUUUUCCCGUCAGAGGAUAUAAAAGAAGGCCAUACUUCGUUGUGGCUGGUGUUAUUGGUUGUGUCUCGGCAUUGACGGUAGCUCUUCUUGGUAAGGUGCCUAUUGCUGUGGCAUUGAGUUGCUUGGUAGGUAUGACUGCUGGAGUUGCAAUAGCUGAUGUGACUAUUGAUGCUUGUAUCGCUAAAAACAGUAUUGAGAUCAGAUCUUUGGCAACAGACAUGCAGUCUCUAUGUGGGUUUUGUUCUUCAGUUGGGGCUUUGAUUGGUUACUCUUGCAGUGGUUUUUCUGUUCACCAUCUUGGACCUCAGGUAUCAUUGGUGCUUUUGGCAGUCCCACCAGCUUUAUUGAUAGUGCUGGGGUUUGUGAUCUAUGAAGUGAGAUCUACAAGCCUCCAAUCUGAGAAGAAGAAGGCAGUGGAGGACUUACAAAUAGCUUUGAGAGGCAUGUCGAAAACUAUAAAGAUGCCGCAGGUGUGGAAGCCAUCACUCUACAUGUUUCUAUCCCUGGCUCUCAGUAUAAGUGCUCAUGAAGGGCACUUCUAUUGGUAUACAGAUCCUAAAGCUGGUCCUGCAUUCUCACAGGAGUUUGUCGGGAUCAUUUAUGCAGUUGGUGCAUUGGCUUCUAUAGUGGGGGUUCUGAUAUAUCAGAAGACUCUGAAGGACUAUCCAUUCAGAAGCCUGCUCCUUUACGCACAACUCCUAUAUGGCGUGUCCGGAAUGCUCGAUCUCAUGUUCGUCCUUAGAUGGAACUUGGUCCUCAGAAUUCCUGAUUCCUUCUUUGUUAUUGCGGAAGAAUGUGUCACUCGAAUCAUAACCAGAAUCCGGUGGAUACCAAUGAUUGUGUUAAGCACUCGGCUAUGCCCUCUAGGCAUCGAAGGGACAUUUUUUGCACUGUUAAUGUGCAUCGAUAGUCUUGGCUCGCUCUCUUCCAAAUGGGGUGGAGGAGUUGUACUCCAUCUAUUUCAUGUCACAAGGACUGAUUUCACUAACCUGUGGUUGGUCCUUCUCGUAAGAAAUGUUCUGAGGUUUGCAACACUAGGUUUGAUAUUUCUUGUUCCUAAGGGUGAUCAAACAGAAAACUUGAUUCCCUCGGAUAUUUUGGCAGCAAAUUCUGCUGCAAGUCUAGAUGAUGAUGGCUUGGAACUUGUUCCUGUUAAGGAGACAAAUGAAGAAGCUAAUAGGCACACCAUAGUUUUGAUGCAGACCUCUCAAAAUAGAGCUACCAGAACUUUCAUGGAUUAUGACUCGAUAAGCCAAGCUAUGGAUGGUAUUUGUGCACUAUACGAAAGGAAGCUGAAGGACCUAAAUCCAGCCAACAGAAACAUCACCUAUGAUAUUGCAGAUCUCUACAAUUUCAUUGAUGGCCUUGCAGACAUGAGCGCAUUAGUGAUAACUGAUCUUCUGUUUAUUUAUUUCUGUCUUGCAGUUACAAUCACUCGAUUCAGGCCUAUCUUCCAAAUGACAGACAGUGGAUCAAACAGCGGCUUCUUCAACAUCUUAAGAAAUUGGCACACUAAACAAAUGAUAUGCCGAUCUAUAUUUUAA